CACCCCAUCCACCGAGCCGGCUGAGCCCACCAUCCCCCCUGCUGUCUCUCGCAGUUCCCCCAAUUCUUCUGGAUCGAGGCGUCGUCGCCGUCGCCGUUGCCGUCGCCGUCAGCUCCUCCGAGCGCCUCCUCCGUGCGCGGGCCUCACCGGAUCCGCAUGACCACAUCCACAUGCUGGCCUCCUCCUCUGGCUCGACCCCGAGAUCCCCUACCCGGCUCCUCCCCGGCGAUGGUGUGGUCCAGGCCAUCGUGCAGCCAUGGAUCUAGGCCAUGGCCCUCCCUGCUCGUCCUUCCACCCCCUCUACCACGGCAGAGACGAGGCCCAAUCACUCGCCACCCCCACGAGCUCCGGGCAUGAGGUCCUAGACCCGCCUCAUCUAGAUCGGGCCGCCGUGUCGCGCCAUCACCACGUGAACCCGGCUGCCUCCUCCACGAUUGACGACGUCCACACGGACGGCCGUGCACCACCACCACCUCCUCCUAUACUCGGCUAUUGGAGGACGUGUAGGUGCUCCCAGCGGCCUCUCUCCUCUCUCUCUCAAUAUUUUCCAUGUUUGCGCGGGGGAUUCACUGCUCGUCGCCAGCGCAGGUUUUACAGGUUAUGGGGGUGGAUGAGCUGCUAUAGAUUUGUGCACACAAUUCUAAACUACAAAGUCACAUACUACUGUGUUGAAAGAUCAAAGAAAAAAAUGCAAACCAGAUUCUUGUCUAGUUGGUAGUUAUGUUUUCGUAGUACCUACAAUAUACUUUUCUUCUCUUUUCUUUUUUUUGCUACAUAGACAUUGGUUCUUUCUACAUUAUGUGUGAAAUAAGCCUCUAUGUGCUCUCUCCUAUAUAUUUGCACAUUUUCUGCAUUUUGUUGCAGACAUUGCUGUAAAAGUUGGCUUGUCCCAUGAUGUAGUAGCACGAAAAUCACUUAAAAUUGCACAGGUACCAGAUCUCCCUUUUAUUA
Triticum urartu is the source of this 951-nucleotide messenger RNA. The record is from RefSeq and is a predicted model, not a curated record. NCBI's taxonomy places the organism in Eukaryota, Viridiplantae, Streptophyta, Magnoliopsida, Poales, Poaceae.